Molecule: messenger RNA, 1605 nt
Organism: Penicillium verrucosum
Lineage: Eukaryota; Fungi; Ascomycota; Eurotiomycetes; Eurotiales; Aspergillaceae
Product: phosphotransferase family protein
Exons: 7
Coding region: 1-1605 (534 amino acids)
Cellular component (GO): mitochondrion
Source: RefSeq, a predicted model, not a curated record
AUGAAAUUCUUUUCGUAUUUGUGGUCAGGUGGACGUGGGCCACCAGGUCGCAAACCUGAUCUUUACCUAGAAAGGCCGGAUGGCCUGAAUGAAAGGAUUUGUGAAGAAGACUUGUAUCGAUACACAAAGCAUCGAUGGCUGUUCAACGAAGGGAGCCACCUUUCGCAACGUUACCUGAAAUUUAACCUACAACAACUUAUCAGGGUUGCAAUCGAUUCAUGCGAUGGAGCCCACUACUGCACCAGAGUCACCAAGUGCGCGGAGGGGCUAUACAACAAAGCCUUCAUUUUGGAAAUGAACAAUGGGUCGGAGGUCUUUGCGAAACUCCCAAACCCCAACGCUGGUCCUGCUCAUUUCACUGUUGCCUCCGAGGUCGCUACGCGUGAAUUGCUUCGCCACGUGUUUGAUGUCCCCGUUCCUCGCAUACUUUCGUGGUCUUGCAAUUCUGCAAAUAACUUAGUUGGGGCCGAAUACAUCAUUGAGGAGAGGGCCCCCGGCGUACGACUUGGAUCAGUCUGGAAUCAGUGGCCGCGGGAUCUGAAACUUCAACUCAUCACUCAAGUGGUUGACCUGGAGAAUAAAUUGACGUCCAUUACCUUUGAUGAACACGGUUGCAUUUAUUUUAAAAAGGAUCUGCGCUCUCUUGUUGGGAAAGCAGAAGACAUACACUCCCACUCUGUUGAUGAUGAUGCCCUGAAGGACUUUUGUAUCGGGCCGUUGACCACGAAUGAAUUGUGGAAUGGGACUAGGAGGAACAUGAAGUUGGAUCGUGGUCCUUGGAAGCAUCCAUGCGAAUACACUCGUGCAAUGGGUCUUAAUGAGAUGGCCUGGAUCAAGUCCCAUGCACGUCCUCGAAUGAACUAUUACCGGUCGAACCAGAAUAGAGAACCUCCUGCAGAUGGUGUUACGCUUUUAGAGAAAUACGUGGAUGUAUCACCCUACCUUAUCCCCGAUCCAAACGACAAAACAUCAGCUUCCAACGUUCUGUGGCAUCCGGAUCUUCACCUGGAUAACGUUUUCGUGGAUCCAAAUACAUGCCAAAUCACGCGAGUCGUAGACUGGCAAUCAGCAUGUGUUGCGCCUUUGUUCUACCAAUCUACUGUUCCCAGAUUGUGUAGACAUCCUCGACCUGUUAGGGAAGGCUGGGCCAUCCCUGAGCGACCUGAGGAUUUUGAGAACCUCAGUCAAGAUGAACAGAAGAAAAUCGAUGACGAUUUAGAAAGCGAAACGAUCCACAAAUACUACGAGGCGCAGGUGUAUAAGCGCGCGCCCCUUCACUGGGCUGUGCUCCAGCAACCAACAAUUCCUAUUAUCCGCAAACCUGUUUGGCUUGUUAGCGGGGUAUGGGAAAACCCCUUCAGUGACGAGGAAAUCAAUCUCCACUUCAAGGAAGAGGAAAACAUCAAAGGAGUUGGGCAGAUGUUGCUGUUGUUCCGAGAGCAAGCUAUUCUCCCUGUGGAUGGGAUGGUUGAAGCGGAAGACUAUGACGUAGCUCGUGAGAAUUGCCGCAAAUUCAAAGAUAUCUUUAUCGGAUUGGCAAAGGAUGAAAACGAAGGGGAGUUGUUUAGAAACCUCUGGCCAUACCAAGAGUCUGGAAGUACCUGA